Molecule: messenger RNA, 4092 nt
Organism: Glarea lozoyensis ATCC 20868
Lineage: Eukaryota; Fungi; Ascomycota; Leotiomycetes; Helotiales; Helotiaceae
Product: Integrin alpha N-terminal
Exons: 13
Coding region: 1-4092 (1363 amino acids)
Molecular function (GO): phosphatidylcholine lysophospholipase A1 activity
Source: RefSeq, a predicted model, not a curated record
AUGGGUCUCUUAAUGAAGAACCUCGGUGCAUUGCUUGCUAUUUCUAGCAGCAUAAACUCCAUUGUGCCUAUCGCUGCUCAAGGACUCGAUUAUCCAACCACCAACACCGGUCCAUCAGAUGCAACUGUCGAUAAAGCAUGGAAUGGCUAUUAUCCACCAUACGAAGGCUUCACUGUUACCCCUCAACACCAAGAAAUCUAUGACAAUGUCACAGAUCCCGCACCGGACCUCAGGCGCCGCGAAGCCAAGGAUUUCUAUCUCCGCGUGAUGCCUCUGGGAGCCUCUAUCGUUGAAGGUAUUGCCUCUUCAGACAGCAAUGGAUUCAGAAAGCACCUGAGACAGCAGCUGCGUUGGAAGGGCUGGAAGGUGAACAUGGUGGGAUCUAAACAAAAUGGAAAUAUGGCAGAUCGGGACAACGAAGGCCAUCCAGGUUGGGUCACCUCUGAGAUUCAUGGUGCAUGGACAGCAAACAAAGAGAUGAAGCCGAAUGUGGUCUUACUCAACGCGGGAACGAACGAUUGUAUGCAAAACCUCGACACAAACAAUGUGGGCACACGCGUCAAGGCUAUAGUCAACGAUAUCUUUAACAGCAUCGAUGAUGUGACUGUCAUUGUUUCGACUCUCGUUCAAAGCAGAAACCAACAAGAAUGCGCUGAGAAAGUCAGCAAACAGAUUCGAGAGUUCGUGAAGUCUAGCGAGUUCUCGGGCAAGAAGAUCGCUCUAGCAGACAUGUUUCAAGCUAUGAACAGAGAGGCUCAUCUCUCUGGUGACGGUAUUCAUCCCAAUGACGCCGGCUACAAGCUAUUCGCAGCUGUUUGGUGGGAUGCGUUCCAGCGAGUCGAAAGCCGGGUUUCGCCCCCGAAGUACGUUGCCAGCAUUGAUGACAGCAAGACCGGCAGUGCUAGAAGCUGUACCAAAGUUCCAGGAAAUGCUCGAGGUCCAAUCUUGACACAAAGCGGCAGUGGACAUGAUGAUGGAGCUUAUGUGCACCAGCGAAAGGAAUGGGCAGCAGACAUCUCUGCAAGAAUUGAAAAGAAAGAUGAUAUUGCAGUCAUUGUCAACGGAAUUCCAGAUCGCAUGUUCUUCGCCAACCUCGUCGUAGCUGAUCCCAAUGCUGAUCGGGCCAAAACGCUCGAUGAUUGGAUUCGGAUCUACCAUGAUCGCGAUGACAAGAACACUUAUUAUUACAGACAGAAUCUUGGAGGUGGAAAGUUUGGAGCAAGUACAACUUUCAACGUAGACAUGGAUUGUAAUCUGGGUCCAAAGUAUGCCUUUGCGGACUUCAACAACGACGGGUACGAUGACUUUUUUUGCUUAAAGUCUGGCUCAGCUGUGCAUGUUUCAAUCAACCAGAAGACAAACCCUCCCACUUUCAAAUAUCUUGGACAGGUUGUUCCAACUCAUGCUGGUUAUACCGAUCUAGACGUGCGGAUUGCAGACAUUGACGGAGACGGACGUGCGGAUUACUGUCUGGUUGAAAAUGGUAAUGUCGCAGGUGACGGAAAUGGAUUCAUCAAGUGCUCGCGAAAUGCCGGUCAAGGAAUUGACUAUUCUUGGCAAGGGUUCAAGACCGCAGGUGGUAUUGGCGAACGAGUCUUCGACAAAGUAGCAACGGCAGAUCGGUCAGGAGUCAUUCUUGGUGAUUUGAAUGGUGACAACAGAGCUGAUUACAUGUUCAUCGGCAAUAACGGCAACGUUAACACAUGGACGAAUAUGAGAGGAUGGGGACCGGGAAUUGUUCCUGAAUGGAAUGAUGCUGGAAUCACACAUCAAGGCCAAGGAGAUCAAAAUAUCCGACGAAACAUCAAAUUCGGGCGAAUCUUUGGCUCUGGUAAACUCGACUACAUCUACAUCAAGGAAGAGAAAGAGUGGUACGAUGUUCACGUAUGGGAGAAUUUGGGUGCAGGUGCAACUAGACGCAAGGCCGACGGUAACUACUACUGCGACAUGCGAGGAACCGGACGAGACGACUACGUCUGGAUCUAUUCCCAUGGAGGAUCUGCAGAAAUCUUCGCCAACAUCCAAAGCCCUCCAGAAUGGGGCCACGACGUCACAAUCAAGCUGAGUGUGCCAGGGCCUCGUAACGGUAUUCAUCUUGCGGAUUGGGAUGGUGAUGGAAGGUGCGAUGUUUUGGUACAGAACAAAGCAACUGGUGCCAUCACACCCUACAUCAACAAAUGGGAUGCAAACUCGAAGACUAUAACCUUUGUUGCAUCAGCGCCGACUCGUGCGACUUGUAACACAGGCUGGGGUGUGAACAUCUUUGAUAAAGGAAUGGCUCUUGCCGACAUUGACGGUGACAAGCGAGCAGACAUCUUGUGUCUGGAAACCAGCGGACGUAUUACAGGGUUUUUGAACAAAGCCGGCAAACUGGAAGACGUUGGACAAAUCAAAAAGUCUGAAGGAUGGGAUCGUGCCAACCUUCGUUUCGCAGAUGUGGAAUCGAAGGGAAAAACUGAUAUCAUCUGGUUGGACAAGUACACUGGCGCUGGGUCAGUCUGGACAAAUGGCGGGCGUACCGGCAACCCAGCCGGUAAUCUCGGUUCGUCUUGGCUAUGGACGAGCCGCGGGAAAUUGUAUUCGCCUAUAAAUCGCGGCGAGUGCAUGAUGUUCAGCAACCAAGGAGGGCUGGGUCGAGCUGAUCUUCUCGAAGUCCUCCCACUCAGUAAUCGCGCUUGGACCUAUUUCAACGAGUGUGGCGGAGGAAGUGGUGGAGACGAUGGUGGUUCGAUUGCUGAUCCAAAUUUGCCUCCAUACAACUCCCCCGAAGAGGCCAAACCACCAACGGAUUAUGGUGAUAUCAACAAAUGCACUGGUACCUAUUAUCACCUCUCGGAUAUUCCUCGAAACGACCUAAUGAUAUGCAAAUUGUAUUACAUCCUGGCCAUAUGGGAGCGUGUACUAUCAGAAAAGACGACCCAAUUCAACAAUCUAAUCAGAGACGACUAUGACAGAAAAUUCGGCAUCUACGCAAAUUACAUAGUGGACUAUCUGGCCGACAAUAUCAAGGAAAGGCUCGCGGAACAUGGAGCUGACUACUUCGAGUGUGAUGUCUUCGAGCAAAUCGUUUGCUGUAGAAAUUGUGAAGCCAUUUACCCUGGACAAUGUCGCCACUGCGCAGUCCUAACCACAAAUGAGGACCUUUGCAAAUACGAAGGCACACAACCACCAACCACUCCAAAAUACAGAUACGAGCCGAAGAAAGAGGAUUGUCCUCCAAUAUAUAACUUGAGAGGCAUCGGAGGUAAUGACAAGCAAUCAGUAACAUGGUAUCUGCGUUCAGGUGACGCUGAGAGAUUCUACGCCGAUAUUGGAGUCGAAUCAAAAUACAUCAAAUUUGAUGACUACAAAUUUGCCGACGGUUCGAUCAGCGAUCAAUACAAUUGCGCCCAAAGCCCGGACAGUGUGCAUUGCAAGAACCGAUUCAUGUAUUAUCAAUAUCCAGGGAGGACGUCGGACUACACCGCCGAUUUGAUCAAAAAAGACCAGAAUCCGAAGACUUUCCUGUCCGACUCCAUGAAAGGAAUCGAGGGCACUCUGACUGAACUCCGCGAAAUCAUCAAAGCCGUGAAGGAAAAGAGAACUAUCGGUAGCGAGGAAGAGCCCCUUGAUAUCAGACACUUGGCAUGGGCAUUGUACCCAUCCGUGACCAUGGUCGACGAGUCCGUCAACCAAAUGCAGAAGGUCCUGGAGACGGCCGAGAAAGUUGAGGCGGAGGAACGCAAGAAGGUCGCAUUAGCCUUCCUCGACACCAUUUUCCUGGUCAUGCCGCUUGUCAGCGCACCACUGAAGGCUACAAGCAGUGCAUUGGUGAGAUCGUUGGGCAGAACUAUCGGUGGAUUCACUGAUGCGUAUGCUGUUGGAAGAGGUUUGUAUGACGCCGCUACUACCUCUGUGCCAUCAGGUCUACUCGCCAUUGCAGGUUUCGCCAUCGGAAAAGCGAUUGCUAGAGCACCAGAGGCUGCUACGAUCUCAAAGGCGGCCUUUGCUUUGGACGGCGCCGGACUGGGUCCCCUUGGUACGCCAAUCUUGGUCACUAGGAAGGCGUUGGAGGAACUUGCGCCACUGCCCCAAGAUGAGAUUGAUCCUUAG